Fusarium redolens is the source of this 2067-nucleotide messenger RNA. RefSeq names its product heterokaryon incompatibility protein-domain-containing protein. The record is from RefSeq and is a predicted model, not a curated record. NCBI's taxonomy places the organism in Eukaryota, Fungi, Ascomycota, Sordariomycetes, Hypocreales, Nectriaceae. The transcript has 2 exons. Bases 1 to 2067 code for a protein of 688 amino acids.
AUGGCUCUUUGCAAGAUUUGUCUCAGACUUGACUUUGCCACCAUUUCACAGACCGGUGUCAAGAAGUUCUUACGACUGGACGAGGGUCCUAACUUGAAGUAUUACGUCGCCCAGGAUAUUGAUCUUUACACCUUCAGAAAUGCGUUCAUACGGUACCAUGAUACUCUCGAUUCUUUGCAUGCUAGUGCGAAAUUGUGCGAUAUAUGCCGCUUGGUUCAGAUCAGCGUUGAGAUCGUUUUCAGGAAGAAUCCAGGGCUGGGAUCUAGCUAUGAGUUUUGGAUUGGGGGUCGAGAAGGUUCUGAUGGCUUUGAAGUUGUCGGCUUUGAUGAGAGCAGAACUGCGAACUCCGUUUGUGAGCUUAUGGCGGCUUUCGGCUUCUGUGUUGAACGUGGAAGUCAGCUCGACCAUAUGAUUGACGGGCGGGUAGUGCCGGCGUCACCCCGUUCGUCUCUUGUCCUUGAUCAGAUUAAAGGCUGGGUACAGCAGUGCAGAGAGCAUCAUAAACACGCGAAACCGGAGUCAGUCUUAUUACCGACAAGAGUGUUGAAAAUCAUAAACCAUGCGGAAGAGGUCAUUCUCCAUGAUUCCAAUGGCACGAAUGGACAGUAUGCGGCUCUCAGUCAUUGUUGGGGUUCUACACAGACGACUACCCUGACUCACGAUAACAUCGAAGAGUUGCGAAAUGGAAUCAAGGUUUGCAACCUUCCACAGACAUUCCAAGACGCUAUAUGGUUGACCAGUCAACUUGGAAUACCGCAUCUCUGGAUCGACAGUCUCUGCAUUAUACAAGAUGACCUCGCUGAUUGGGGAAAAGAAUCUGCCCGGAUGUGGGAUGUCUACGGGAAUUCGCACCUCACUAUUGCGGCAUGUCGGGCCUCCAAUAGCCAAGACGGGUUUCUAGGCAGGCGGCUGGCGCCAUCCUAUGUUCCAGUUCCCUUCCACAGAAAUGGAGUCUCUGGGGAGGUGCUAGCUUUCUCUGUUCCGCUGAAGUACGUUGGGGAUCCGACCAAAGCUGUCGAUUUGGAAGACGAGCCUUUGACGAGUCGCGGCUGGGCCCUACAAGAGCGCUAUUUGUCUCCACGGACCCUGCAUUUCUGUCAUUCGAAGGUCUGCUUCGAGUGUGAUGAUGGCUUUCUUGCGGAGGAUAAGUCUUCCCUCGCUUCAUCGCUCCUCUAUACGCCCGGUUUAUCUCGGUACCAUUACUCGAUAGGGCUUACGGAAGAACAGCGCCGUCAUGAUUGGCGUCGAAUUGUUGAAUCAUUUUCACGGCGAAAACUCACAAUGGGUGAUGAUAAAUUGCCAGCAAUAGGAGGCUUAGCCGCUCGGUUCUCUUUGGAUUACAUUCCAAGAGGUUCCGUACCUGUUCCAAGCAAUCGGUAUCUCGCCGGUCUUUGGUUCGACGAUAUGAUUCGAGGCCUUUGUUGGUCGAUUGAUAUCUACAGAAAGAAUGGAGUGCGUCCUCAGACGUAUCGGGCCCCGACAUGGUCUUGGGCUUCUGUGGAUGGGCAGGUGGACUAUAAAUCUGCCUGGGUUCAUUCAAUUAAUGAGCUUGCGGUGGUUCAAGAAGCGCAUGUGGAGCUUGAGUCGCCCGAGAACAGUUUCGGAAAGGUAACAGGUGGCUGGGUCUGCCUGAAAGCGCUCAAACUUCGACCGUAUAGAAAACCUACCGACAAAUCUCUCUGGGUUUGCGAAGACGGCGUCGUUUUUCGCAUCGUCGCGACUUGGGAUUCAGAACCGUAUCAAGCACCGGAACAGGGAAAGCCAGCAGACCUAGCUAUGGGUACCAGUGAGCUUUUCUUGAUACCUCUAGGUUGGGUCGACGGCGAUCUUCAGGCCAGAGACCCUGGCUCCCUUUUGGGACCGUUGUUUCUCAUUGUUAAGGUAGUGGCACAUCGCAUUCAAUCAUAUGCCCAGGUACCAGGGUUUCAGAGAGUUGGAUUUGGGACGGGGGUUUGGUUAAUCGAUGAAAACGAAGGUACGGAUAGAGUGGGGUUAAAACGGCUGAUUAUUGAAAAGUAUGCUGUUGCGAAAGACCAAGGUGAUCUAGAAUGCAUCAUUCUAAUAUGA